ACUUUUAAAACAGAUUGUACACAUUUAUAUUUGCUUGUAAUUAUAAAUAUUCUAUUUCCGUUUUCAAGUAUUAUUCACAGGUAGAGCCACACAUUUUGCGACAGUGCUGCUCACAUUGCGGCGACUAAUUUACGACAACGUCUCCGUUAACGGCUCACGUGUGUACACGCUGCUCCAUUCUGUCUAUGUGUACUCCAACAUGGCUGAAGUCUCUCAGAAGAAAGUGAGUAAAACGGCUCUCAAGAAGAGUUACGAGGUAACAGAUAUGAUCGCAGCGGUGAGGCCAGAUGUGUUCUCCGACGACGACGAUGAUUUAAAUAUAGCAGAUGAAAUGAGCAGUGAGGAGGACUGCGAGGAUGAACGAAAACGGCGAAAGCUGCUGGAAGCCAUCAGCGCUCUCGGUGGGAAGAGGAAGAAAAAGCUGGGGGAGAGAUCCGAGGCGUCCGUCCAGAUGUCUGAGUUUACCGUCAAGGCGGACGGGGAAGGCGACAAAAUCGACCUGUCGGACCUCAUCGGGACCAUGGGAAAAACCUCCGCUGUCCCAGCCAAGACCAAAAAGCAGCUGAAGAACCUGCAGCGAGGUAAAAAGACAAUUGAGUGCCCUCUAAGCAAGCAGGAGAGUCAGAGGAUCCAGAGAGAUGUAGCAUUUCAGAAGGCAGCCACAGAGGUGACCCGGUGGAAAAGCAUCAUCAAACAGAACCAGAGGGCUGAGCAGCUGGUCUUCCCCCUGAACCAGGAGCCCACUGGCCCUAAACCCAUGGAGAGGGUGGUGAGCAGCUGGAAGGCACAAACUCCACUGGAGCAGGAGAUCUUCGCAGUCCUGUCUGCCAACAAGCAGCCCAUCAACGACCCCAUCUUGACCCCUGUCGAGGAGGCUUCAAUGAGGGCGAUGAGCCUGGAGGAGGCCAAGAUCCGACGCGCAGAACUGCAGAAAGCCCGUGCUCUGCAGUCCUACUACGAGUCCAAGGCCCGGAGAGAGAGGAAGAUUAAGAGCAAGAAAUACCAUAAAGUGCAGAACAAGGCGAAUCGUAAAGAGUUCCUGAAGCAGUUCGAUGAGAUGUUGAAAACGGACCCGGCCGCUGCCUUAGAGGAGCUGAACAAGAUAGAGCUGGCCAGGAUGCAGGAGAGGAUGUCACUGAAGCACCAGAACAGUGGCAAGUGGGCCAAGUCGAAGGCGAUCAUGGCCAAAUACGAUGAUGGGGCUCGCAAAGCCAUGCAGCAGCAACUAGAGGUAAACAAAGAGCUGACCCAGAAACUAGUGAACUCGCUGAAUAACAAGGAAGAGGAGGCGGAGGAGGCGGGAGGCGACGCAGAGCUGCUGCCUGAUCUUGUAAAUGAUGCAGAGCAAGGACUGGAUUCCUUAAAUCCCUGGAUGAGCGGGAAGCUCUCUGAAGAACCCACAGAAAAAGAGAUAACUGACACUGUAGAUCUCACAGCAGAGGAGCCUGGAAAUACAAUUGAAGAAGAGGAUGAGGUUAAGGAAACAGAAGAGGAAGUGCUCCUCAGAGAGUUUGACAGCAGGAGGAAACUGCGUCAGGCUCAGGAGAUUUUUGCAGCACCGUUAAUAUCUGUGGACGAUGAGGAGAAUCCAGCUGCUGCAGCAGAGGACCCAGAAGAGGAAGAAGAGCUCACAGUGUUCACAAGCCUAUUCCCCGGAAGAGCAGACAUCCGUCAGGAGGCUGAGGCAACUGCAGACGCUGCAGCUCAGCUCGAGGAAGAUCUGAUCAGGAUCAGGACUCUGGACGACAUGGAGUUUCUCAGUCAGUUAACCAGUGUUGAAGCAAAUGCUCCUUCCACAGACGCAGAACAGCUGCCUUCUGCUCCUCAAACGGCAGGCAAGAACAGAAAACGGAAGAGAGGGAUCGAGCUGAAGGAAGUUCUCACCAAAAGGACAAAAGUCAUUAAAGUCCCACUCACUCCAACCAUGGAGGACACUGAGGACUCUGAAAAACUGGACCAGAGGGGGCUCAUUAAAGAGGCCUUUGCUGGAGACGACGUCAUCUCCGACUUCCUUCAGGACAAGAGGAAGCAAGAGGACGCAGGGAUGCCUAAAGUGGUGGACCUGACGCUGCCUGGGUGGGGUGAGUGGGGAGGGACGAACCUCAAGCCGUCCCGCAGCAAACGCAGGAGGUUCAAGAUCAAGACGGCACCGCCUCCACCCAGGAAAGAUCAACACCUGCCCAGCGUCAUCAUGUCAGAGAAGAGAAACGGCUCCAUCAGUCUCCACCAGGUGAGCUCGCUGCCCUUUCCCUUCCAGAACCAUGCACAGUUUGAGAGUACCAUUCGCUCUCCGCUGGGCCGCACCUGGAACACAGAGCGGACUGUUAAAAAGAUCAUCAAGCCCAAGGUGGUCACCCAGCUGGGCGCCAUCAUCGAGCCCAUGGCCCGGGAGGAGCUGCUGAAGGACAAGAAGCAGGUGUCUACUGGGAAUAACAGUGUUGUGGACUCGUGGAAAAGAAAACAUUAAGUAUUAAAUGAAAGACAAGGAUUGUCCUCUGCUCAGCCGCUCUGUAGACACUCAUCUUUGAUCAGUUUCAGUUUGCUUUAAUCCAUGUUGUGAGAUAAUGUCAGCAUUUAAAUAGCUAACAUUAUGUUGACUGCUUUUCUGGAGCCUUUCAUGUUGUAUAUUUGAGAUUACGGUAUGUUUAAUCCAAUAUAUAAAGUGAACUAUGUAGUGAAGACCAUUUGAAAUAAAAUCUCUAAAAAUAAAAUGGAGUUAAAGAUA
This is a messenger RNA of Cyclopterus lumpus (lumpfish), 2725 nucleotides long. RefSeq lists its product as uncharacterized. The transcript has a single exon. Bases 200 to 2467 code for a protein of 755 amino acids. Gene Ontology annotation, cellular component: small-subunit processome; nucleolus. Lineage: Eukaryota; Metazoa; Chordata; Actinopteri; Perciformes; Cyclopteridae. The record is from RefSeq and is a predicted model, not a curated record. Gene Ontology annotation, biological process: rRNA processing.